This is a messenger RNA of Xyrauchen texanus (razorback sucker), 3122 nucleotides long. It is a transcript of the gene lmf2a, whose product is annotated as lipase maturation factor 2a. Gene Ontology annotation, biological process: protein maturation. The record is from RefSeq and is a predicted model, not a curated record. NCBI's taxonomy places the organism in Eukaryota, Metazoa, Chordata, Actinopteri, Cypriniformes, Catostomidae. Gene Ontology annotation, cellular component: endoplasmic reticulum membrane.
GCCCUCACCAUAGUAGGACUCAUUGGCGUGGCAGCGUAGACCCGAGUCUCUUGUUCUGCAUUUUGGACGUGUCGCUCAGACAGUCCUGCAUGCUAAAUCCGUCUGAUCACCAUCUUGAGCGGAGAUUUCCAACCCAUCUAAGGAGAUAACCGCUCGAAAAAAUGGGAGAAAUAAGACUACCGAGGCAUAUGUUUUUGUGGUGCCUGUCUGCAAUCUACAUGAUUGCCUUUGCGUCACUUUAUGUGCAGAUUCCAGGUCUGUAUGGAAAUGAGGGCUUGUUACCGGCACGAUGGAUGCUGCGGGUUUCUGGUAAAAGUGUUCUGGAGCAGCUAAAGUAUUCUCCCACCCUGCUGUGGUUCGGUCCUCAUCUGGGUUUGGACACACAGCAGUGCAUGGAGCUGCUUAGCCUGACUGGAGCUCUCAUCAGUUUAAUGGCAAUGGCUGUACCUGUGCUCCGAGACUGCAGAGUGUUCCUGGUGCUCUGGAUACUCUACCUGUCCCUCUACCAGGUGGGUCAAGUCUUCCUAUAUUUCCAGUGGGAUAACCUGUUGUUGGAGACGGGCUUCUUGGCCAUACUUGUCGCUCCCAUGAACAUGCCCUGGUCUUCAAAAGUGCGUCUUCAUGACAACGUGACUUUCUGGCUGGUGCGCUGGCUGUUGUUUCGGCUGAUGUUUGCGUCUGGUGUCGUCAAACUGACCAGCCGGUGUCCCACCUGGUGGGGUCUGACAGCUGUAACCUAUCACUAUGAGACCCAGUGUAUCCCGACCCCGCUGGCCUGGUUUGCUCACCAGCUGCCGGUGUGGUUCCAGAAACUCAGUGUGGUGGGAACAUUUGUUACCGAAAUCGCUGUUCCGUUUCUGUUCUUCAGCCCCAUACGAAGACACAGGCUCACCGCUUUCUAUAUGCAGGUUCUGCUUCAGGUGCUGAUUAUUCUGUCAGGGAAUUAUAACUUCUUUAAUAUUCUCACGAUCACUCUGUGCCUCUCUCUGCUGGAUGAUCAACAUGUCAACUUCUGGCUCCGCAGACCCCGCCAAAGACAGAGAGCUGUAUCAUCCUUGCAGACCCUCUUGUCCGGUCUUAUCGUGAUGGUCGAAGUUGGCGUAUACGCUCUGCUUGCCUACUUGACUGCCCUUUACUUUGACCUGCAGGUGGAAUGGGACAAGAAAAGUGUCUCCUCCAAAGCAGCAUUUACGUUUUUUGAGUUCAGCGGGUUUUUGAAGGCAGUCACAAUGCCCAGUAUCUGGAUGGGUGUGCUGUCUGUCACCUGGGAGAUCAUCACCGCCAUGUUUAAGAGUGCUUGUGUGAAGGGUGUGUUCUGGCGUCUCUGGAGUACAGUCCAGUGGGCAGUUAUGGCUUCAGCUACAGUCUCAAUGUUUGCCAUCAGCCUGGUUCCAUACACCUUCAUUGAAUAUGAGGCCAACAGUAAUCUUUGGCCUGGCAUCCAGACUGCGUUUGAGAUAACUGACCGUUACCAACUGGUCAACUCGUACGGACUGUUCCGGAGAAUGACUGGAGUUGGAGGACGUCCAGAGGUGGUCAUUGAGGGCAGCAUGGAUCGCAACACAUGGACGGAGAUAGAGUUCAUGUACAAGCCAGGGAACAUGAGCGCAGCCCCUGUUGUUGCUCCGCACCAGCCCAGACUGGACUGGCAGAUGUGGUUUGCUGCUCUUGGGCCGCACACACAGAGUCCCUGGUUCAGCAGCCUAUUAAACCGACUACUUCAGGGCAAACGAGAUGUAAUACGACUCGUUCAGACAGACGAGUCUCUGUAUCCGUUCAGCAAACAGCCUCCUGCAUAUCUCCGGGCUCAUCGCUACAAAUACUGGUUCACCGAGCCGAAAGAGGAUGGGUCAUACCCUCAGCGAUGGUGGAGGAGGGUGUAUGUGGAGGAGUUCUAUCCCAUAGUGCAGCUUGGUGACGCUUAUCUGGAACAUAUGCUUGUUCAACAUGGUCUCAAGGAUAAGACCCCUACGAGGCGUGGUUCGAAUGCUUGGUUGCCACGGUUAUUGCGGCAAGUUGGCGAACAUGUACGUGAGAUGCCGGCUCCUCUUCUGCUGUUGACUCUCUUCAGCUCGGCAGCAACAGUCGGUCUCCUCAACUGUCUACGAUCACGCACACGUCCUCACCAACACGAGUCCCACCAGAACAAACCCGCGGAUAAACAGACCGCAAACGCAACACCCUCCAACAUGGCAGAGACGGACGAGAAGAAGCUUGUGGAGGAAACUAAAGCGGAUGCUGAGGUAGAGGAAGAUGGACCGUUGGAAGAGGAAGAUGCAACAAAGACUAGCGAAGAGGAACAGGAAGAGGAAGUGAGCUCAGAGGAAAGGGACGUAGACCGCGUCAGAAAAAGAAAAUGAUGAGCUGUUGUCUCUCGAUUCAACUUCAGACUCUACAAAAGCAACUCAGGGUAAUUACAUCUGCCCCAGAACAUCAGCACUUAUUUAUUACUUCCAUUAUGUCAAAACACUUUCUGUUUUCAAAGGUAUAUUUGAGACAUUUAGACAUCAUAGUAAAGCAUUUACAUAUACCAGUGGCUUACUUGAAGUUCAGCUAAACUUGAAAGUAAAGAACGUAAGCGCUUGCCAGAUUUAGACACUAUAAAAGAGCAAAAUCACAAGGACUUUUUGUUAUUUGGCCCUUGAUUGUUCAAAGGGGUUAAUGCAAAACAAGGUAGAUUGUUUCUUUCCUACCAUCCGCUAACUGCUCGCACACUUCAUGAUGCCACAUUCACUAAAACCCAGGAUGUGUCCUCCGAGUUUCUUUUGAGACCUAAAAAUAUAACUUUACAUGUUGGGAUGCACACAUUCUGGGCCGUGCCUUUUUAUGAUUUACCUAGAAUAAAAAAUCAAGUAUGGUUACAGGUGUCCGAAAAUAUUAGUUGUAAUAUGAAGAUAUUUAAAUUAAGUUGCUUUUUAAUCUGACGGUCAUCAUGUCUUUGUUGUAAGAUAUGUGUAUUGCUGUAAUGUUCCCAGAUCAGUUUUUGUUUAGUUUUUUUACCACUGUGAUCACAUUAUUAAGAUAUGCCUAGACCCCAUUGUGUAAAAUGUUGCAUGUUUAUUAUGUUGAUAUGAGCGAUCUAAGAAAGAAAAAACUCUGCUUUAAUGUUUUGUAAUAUUUUU